Molecule: messenger RNA, 677 nt
Organism: Macrosteles quadrilineatus (aster leafhopper)
Lineage: Eukaryota; Metazoa; Arthropoda; Insecta; Hemiptera; Cicadellidae
Product: peptidoglycan-recognition protein 1-like
Exons: 4
Coding region: 81-587 (168 amino acids)
Biological process (GO): peptidoglycan catabolic process
Molecular function (GO): zinc ion binding; N-acetylmuramoyl-L-alanine amidase activity
Source: RefSeq, a predicted model, not a curated record
AUUUUAAAGCUCUUGUUGUUUGUCAGUUUUAUCUUUUGACGACUGCUUGUCAAUUUAAGUUUAGACAACAAAGGUGAACGAUGGAGUUUGACGUACUGCCGAGGUUCGUAACCCGUACUAACUGGGGAGCAGAGCCUCCAAUCAAGGUCCACCUCAACAACAACCCUAUGGAACAUGUGUGUUUCAACUACAACACCGGAACUGCAAGCUGCAGCGGUGACGAAGAGUGCUUCCCUCUGCUGAGGAAAAUGCAGAAGGAUUACAUGGACGAGGGCUUGUCUGAUAUUCCUUUCAGUUUCCUAGUGGGAGGGGAUGGCACUAUUUACGAAGGUCGGGGAUGGCAUGUAAGAUCCUCAUCCGCAAUACAAGGAACCACCAUGUCUCCCCGUCUAGACAUUGGCUUUCUGGGCACGUUCCAUAGAGAUACAGUUCCGAAGAAGAUGUACUUCAGAGGGAUCGACUGGGUUUACUAUGGAGUCAGAAUGAAUCUACUCAUAAGGAUGUAUUCCUUCCAAGAAAACCGUCAACCUCCAAGGCCGAAGUACAUGAAAACUUACAUACCAUAUUUAAAAAGCUUAAACCAGUAGGAUUAGUUUUUGUGCAUAAUUGUCUGUCCUUAUUUAUUUUGAUUGUUUUAUUUCAAUAAUACGAGUAUUAAAAUAUUGUUAAAACAACAG